This is a messenger RNA of Verruconis gallopava, 1281 nucleotides long. RefSeq lists its product as uncharacterized. Gene Ontology annotation, cellular component: cytosol; nucleus. Gene Ontology annotation, molecular function: Hsp90 protein binding; protein-folding chaperone binding. Gene Ontology annotation, biological process: protein folding; chaperone-mediated protein complex assembly. The coding region runs from base 387 to 995 and encodes 202 amino acids. The transcript is spliced from 3 exons. The record is from RefSeq and is a predicted model, not a curated record. Lineage: Eukaryota; Fungi; Ascomycota; Dothideomycetes; Venturiales; Sympoventuriaceae.
UUAAUUGAAGCCCAUCCCACCGAGACUGCAUUCACCAGUUUGGAGCCCAGCACAUGAAAAUUUUUCCCAGAUCAAACUAUAACAAGUAGGGCAUUGGCUGUAGGAGGCUCGGCCUGGUCGCUGUGGAGCGCAAGCAGAGAGAUUUGAUCUUGUUUGUGACGUGCCUCAAACGGCCCCCCGAUUUCGACGAGGCUCUACACGCUUCUUUACCCCAGCCUCGCCGGCACAAACACCUGUAAAACUCCGCGUUCGCAGCAGCCUGUCCAUCUAACACCAUUUUCGCACAGCUGUCAACAACUCCUUUACACCACACUUGUACGGCCUUUCGCUGCCAGAAGCUCACGCUUGACGACCGCACACGAAGCCACACUUCCCCGCUUGCAAACAUGUCCGACACCGUGCAUCCUGAAGUGCUAUGGGCGCAACGCUCCAGCGACAGCGAUCCCGACAAGAACUACAUCUACCUCACGAUCACCAUGCCCGAUGUGCCUGCCGACUCGCUGAAGCUGGACAUACAGCCCACAUACGUCGAGGCGUCAGGCCACUCAACGACGAAGAACCUCAACUACAAGACCAAGUUAGAACUGUUCGCUGAGAUCGACCCGGCGAAGACCAAGAAGAAUCACACCGACCGCGACCUCGAGCUCGUGCUGUACAAGAAGGAGCUAAAACAAGAGUAUUGGCCACGGCUGCUGAAGGAGAAAGGGAAGGUGCACUUUUUGAGAACGGACUUUGACAAGUGGGUCGAUGAGGAUGAGCAGGAUGGAAACGCUGACGAUGAUGACUUCAUGAGCAAGAUGGGCGGAAUGGGUGGUGGACCUGGUGGUUUUGAGGACAUUGACUUCUCCAAACUCGGGGCCGGGCCUGAUGCUACGGGGGACGAUGAGGAUGGGGAUGAGAGCGACGAUGAAGAGAUGCCAGAUCUUGAAGGUCAAGAAAAGGAAGUUGUACCUUCAGAGGAAGCAAGCAAGGAGAAGACCGAGGAAGCUGCGUAGAUGGUCCUUUGACCUCUAAUAUCUUUGCGAUGCAAACCGAUCUUCAACUCUCGUAAUGGGUUGCAAAGUCCCGUGUCUCGAGUUUUCCAAGGCGCUGCCUCAGCAUCGGACUGUAGAUGUGGAUUGCUCGCUAUGACAGCGUUUGAUUCAAAUGUCCUUACCUCGACUCAUCACACUAAAUACGGAAUCAACACAUAAAUGAACAUUAGAAUACUUCCGCAGAUCACACGUAGGGAGAUCGCACAUGUGAAGACGUUGCUAGUUUGAUCUAAACGUCCAUAUUGAC